Messenger RNA from Medicago truncatula (barrel medic), 1005 nucleotides. RefSeq lists its product as uncharacterized. The transcript is spliced from 2 exons. Lineage: Eukaryota; Viridiplantae; Streptophyta; Magnoliopsida; Fabales; Fabaceae. The record is from RefSeq and is a predicted model, not a curated record. Bases 87 to 725 code for a protein of 212 amino acids.
CGCAAAAUCCAAACAACCUUGAACAUUUCCUUACACUCGACAACAGUGGAAUUUCGCAAUCUCCUAGCGUUGAAUCUCCAGAUCAAAUGACAACCGUACGAUCAAAUCCAACCCUCAUCAUCUUCUUUUUCUUAAUUCUCUUCAUCACACCCUCCCAAUCACUCUCAUUCUCCUCCUAUUACCGUUUCCGAAACUUUCUCUCCCUUUCCCACUCCAUUUUCACCGGCGUCGCCAACCUCCGCACAAAGCGCGGCGACAUCGCCGGCGCCGAGAGAGCAAAGACUAUCGCAAACAGUUUGGAGAAGGUUAACGGAUUUGGAUUUGUGAAGCUUGUGUGGUCUGCUUGGUCUUGGAAAUGGAUGUUGAAGGAACUUCCAUUGACAGAGAUGUAUGGCGCUGUUUCGGAUGUUAACGAGUUUUUGAGAAGUUUGAAUGAGUUGACUCGUUUGGAAUCGGCUGGUGAGAGAGCGGUUUGGCUCUCGAGAAAUUACCAGAAUCUCCUUACUGUUACUAAGUCGCUUUUUAGUAAACUCCUGAAAGCGUUUGGUCAAUCGGAAGGUGUGAGGAAAGUAGUGGAGACGUUGCGAAUAGAGGUGGUGGAAGGUGGGUUAAUCAGAGAUUGCCUUUUACUUGGUGGCAAUGAUUUGAAGGAUUUGAUUAAAGUUGCCAAGGAUUUGCUAUUACAAUUCUUUCCUGCUGCUACUGAUAAAAACCCUGAGCUAUAACUUGGAUAGUUGCUUUUUGGUAGGUUAUGAGCUAUGAUACAACGGUGCUAUCAUUCCUGUCCUAACCACUUACUUACUAAGUUACCAUUUUUAGUUCUUUUUGUUUGCUUCAGUUUCGUAGAGUACACUACCCAUGAUUCUGCCUGAAUCAACUGUAUGAAAAAAAUUGUAUAUGUUAAGGUUGGUUAUAAAGUUUGUUUGAGAGCAUAAUCUAUACACGGACAUGGUUAACCUUUUUAUCACACAUUGCUAUAUGCCCAUAUGAUUAAUUGAUAUCAAA